AUGACUAUUCAUCUAUUGUAUUUUCAUGAAAUACAGGAAAACAUAUUUAUGGAAAGAAAGUGGUUCAAUUCAAUGCUGUUUAAUAGGGAUUUAGAAUAUAGGUGUGGUUUAAGUAAAUCAAUAGAUAGUUUUGAUCCUAUUGAAGAUAGUUUUUAUCCUAUUGAAAAUAACGGUGUAAAUGAAGACCCAUCUAUUUUAACUGAUGACCCAUCUAUUUUAACUGAUGACCCAUCUAUUUUAACUGAUGACCCAUCUAUUUUAACUGAUAUGGAUAAUGACAUUCAUAGUUGGAUUGAGAGUUAUCUUCGUUAUAAAAUCUGUAUUGCUAGUUACAUUUUAGAUGAUAGUGACAACUACAAUGCCAAUAUCAGUGACUUUAAUAGUUACAUUUUAGAUGAUAGUGACAACUACAAUGCCAAUAUCAGUGACUUUAAUAGUUACAUUUUAGAUGAUAGUGACAACUACAAUGCCAAUAUCAGUGACUUGAAUAGUUACAUUUUAGAUGAUACAAAUGAUAGUGAUUUGUAUGAAAUAGAAAAUUCUAAUGAUACAAAUGAUAGUGAUUUUACUCCAAUAGAAUAUUCUAAUGAUACAAAUAAUAGUAAAUUUACUCCAAUACAAUAUCCUGAUGAUCCAAAAGAUACUUCUUAUACUGAAAAAUUUAAGCAUUUAUGGGUUGAAUGCGAAAGUUGCUUUGGAUUAAAUUAUAAGAAAUUUUUUAAAUCCAAAAUGAAUAUUUGCGAACACUGUGGAGAUCAUUUGAAAAUGAGCAGUUCAGAUAGAAUCGAACUUUCGAUUGAUCCAGGUACUUGGAAUCCUAUGGAUGAAGACAUGUUUUCUCUGGAUCCCAUUGAAUGGGACAAACCUUAUACGGAAGACGAACCUUCUACGGAAGACGAAUACGACUCUUCUACGGAAGACGAAUACGAAUCUUCUACGGAAGACAAACCUUCUAACGAACCUUCUACGGAAGACAAACCUUCUAACGAACCUUCGACGGAAGACAAACCUUCUAACGAACCUUCGACGGAAGACAAACCUUCUAACGAACCUUCGACGGAAGACAAACCUUAUACGGAAGACGAAUCUUCUCCGGAAGACGAAUCUUCUCCGGAAGACGAAUCUUCUCCGGAAGACGAAUCUUCUCCGGAAGACGAACCUUCUACGGAAGACGAAUACGACUCUUCUACGGAAGACGAACCUUAUAUAGAUCGUCUUGAUUUUUAUCAAGAAAGUACAGGAUUACUGGAGGCGGUUCAAACAGGCACAGGUCAACUAAAUGGUAUUCCUGUAGCAAUAGGUAUUAUGGAUUUUCAGUUUCUGGGGGGUAGUAUGGGAUCCGUAGUGGGUGAGAAAAUAACUCGGUUGAUCGAAUAUGCUACCAAUCAACUUUUACCUCUUAUUAUAGUAUGUGCGUCCGGAGGAGCGCGUAUGCAAGAAGGAAGUUUGAGCUUAAUGCAAAUGGCUAAAAUAUCUUCUGCUUUAUAUAAUUAUCAAAUCAAUCAAAAGUUACUCUAUGUAGCGAUACUUACAUCGCCUACUACUGGUGGGGUAACAGCUAGUUUUGGGAUGUUGGGGGAUAUCAUUAUUGCCGAACCAAAAGCUUACCUUGCAUUUGCGGGUAAAAGAGUAAUUGAACAAACGUUGAAUAAGGAAGUGCCUGAAGGUUCCCAAUCGGCUGAAGUUUUUUUCGAAAAAGGCUUAUUGGAUGCAAUCGUAUCACGUGAUUCUUUAAAGGACUUUUUAAGUGAGUUAUUUGAAUUCCAUGGUUGCUUUCCUUGGAUUGAAAAUGAAAACUAA
Vicia faba (fava bean) is the source of this 1800-nucleotide messenger RNA. NCBI's taxonomy places the organism in Eukaryota, Viridiplantae, Streptophyta, Magnoliopsida, Fabales, Fabaceae. The record is from the annotation of a GenBank genome assembly.